AUGUCGUAUGAAUGCGUAGCUCCGCUGAUCGAUGAAUACAUGGAUCUGGAGAACAUGAGCCUUGCCGAGUUUCACGAGUUUUUUGCUACGUUUGGAUCAUUACCAGGAAGAGGUCUCGCUCUAAUGUUGAAGGAUACAUUUGAUUCACCGAAAUGGGGUCAGAUAAGUAGCGAUGUGCGUAACAAGAACAAUCGCAACCAAGAAGAAGCUAAGAAAAACCAGUACAGAGAAGUCGAAGCUGAGUAUGAAAUGCUUUCUCUAACUAUAGGUGAUUUCGUGUAUGAUGAAGAUAUGUGGAUGGUAUACACCACGACCUCGAAUCACAUGACCCCGUAUGUGAAGUUCUUCACCACUCUAGACAGAACACACAGGGCUCGGGUGAGAUUUGCCGACGGAUCAAUCACCAUGACAGAAGGGAGAGGAGAUGUCAGGAUCAUGACCAAGGAAGGGAAGACGAAGACGAUCAAGGAUGUGCUUUACGUUCCGGCGAUCAACAGAAACGUGCUCAGUGUUUAUCAUUUGACAUCGAUCGGCUAUUCAGUGAUAAUGGAAGGAAACAAACGUUUCAAGUUCACUAUUAAGGAUCAGAAUGGGAAACUAUUUGGAGAAACCAAUUUGAACGACAAAGGGUAUUUUUAUCUGCGUUUCCAGGUGAUUGAAGGUAAUCUCACCUCUUAA
Molecule: messenger RNA, 678 nt
Organism: Thlaspi arvense
Lineage: Eukaryota; Viridiplantae; Streptophyta; Magnoliopsida; Brassicales; Brassicaceae
Source: the annotation of a GenBank genome assembly